AACAAAAGCUAGAGGCGCCCGCGCCUCCUCCCUGCGUGGCCGCUCUCUCCUGCUCCGUCUCUCUCGCUCCACUCACUACUUAGCCCAGAGCUCGCCCGUCGUUGCGCUCUCUCUCUCUCUCUCUCUCUUCUCCUUUGGCACUCUGCUACCUCGAUCCAGGAAAAGAAAUUCCGCGUCUCCUGCCCUCCUGUAGCUGGAAUCGAAUUGUUCUGUGCGACCACUUGCUGAAUGAGUCGAAUGUCGACAUGAAGUAUGAACACAUCCAAGAUCCGGUUCUAGUUAUCCGAGGUCGAGAGGCUGGGAAAAGAUUGGGUACACAGGAUGUCAACCUCACCUCUUCAGAUAUAUGUCUGGUGCAUUCUCCUAUUUGCCAUUGUUGGAAUAUCCACAUCUUUACCUCUGGAAAAAGAUGCACUCCUCGACAUAAAAAUUCAUUUGGAGGAUCCACAAAAUUACCUGAGCAACUGGGAUGAAUCUCACUCACCGUGCCAGUUUCACGGUGUAACGUGUGAUGAAAUUUCUGGUGUGGUCACAGGAGUAUCACUCUCAAAUGCCUCGCUGUCAGGCACAAUAUCACCAUCAUUUUCUGUUCUCCACCAGUUGCGUACUUUGGACCUCAGUGCAAAUUCCAUCUCAGGCACUAUCCCUGCUGCACUGACCAACUGCACAAAUUUGCAAGUUCUUAAUUUGUCAGUGAACAGCUUGACAGGCCAAUUGCCUGAUCUUUCAUCAUUGCUCAAACUGCAAGUUCUUGAUUUAUCAACAAAUAGUUUUUCUGGUGCAUUCCCUGUGUGGAUCAGCAAAUUGUCAGGCCUAACUGAAUUAGGCCUAGGAGAGAACCGUUUCGAUGAAGGUGGUGUUCCUGAAAGCAUUGGACUCCUGAAGAACCUGACAUGGCUAUUCUUGGGGCAGUGCAACCUUAGAGGAGAGAUACCAGCUUCAGUUUUUCACUUGGAGUCACUUGGGACCCUGGACUUCUCGCGCAAUCAGAUGACCGGUGUGUUCCCGAAGGCGAUAUCCAACUUGCGCAACCUGUGGAAGAUUGAGCUCUACCAAAACAAUCUGACCGGUGAAAUUCCUCCUGAGCUUGCACACCUGACAUUGUUGUCUGAAUUUGAUGUGUCUCAUAAUCAACUUACUGGUGUACUGCCCAAGGAAAUUGCUAGCCUGAAGAAUCUUAAGAUCUUCCAUAUCUACAGGAACAACUUCUAUGGUGAGCUUCCUGAAGGACUGGGGAACUGGGAGUUUCUUGAGUCAUUUUCAACUUAUGAAAAUCAAUUCUCAGGAAACUUUCCUGCCAACCUUGGCAGAUUCUCACCACUCAAUACAAUUGACAUAUCAGAGAACUAUUUUACCGGUGAAUUUCCAAAGUUCCUGUGUCAAAGCGACAAGCUGCAGUUCUUACUGGCUUUGAGCAACAACUUCUCAGGUGAAUUCCCCAGCUCUUACUCUUCUUGCAAGACUCUAGAGAGGUUUAGAGUAAGUAAAAAUCAGUUCAGUGGGAGCAUUCCUCAUGGCAUAUGGGGAUUGCCUAAUGCUGUGAUCAUUGACGUUGCUGACAAUGGAUUUAUUGGAGGAAUAUCUUCCGAUAUAGGCAUUUCAGCCACCCUAACCCAGCUGCUUGUUCAGAACAACAAUUUCUCUAGUGAACUUCCAAUGGAGCUGGGAAAUCUCUCUCAGCUGAAGAAGCUGGUUGCUUCCAACAACAGAUUCUCUGGCCAAGUCCCUGCACAGAUUGGUAACCUGAAGCAAUUGUCAUACCUGCAUUUGGAGCAGAAUGCACUGGAAGGGUCAAUACCACCAGAAAUUGGUUUGUGCAACAGCCUAGUUGACCUUGAUCUUGCAGAGAAUUCUUUGUCUGGCAAAAUUCCUGACACAGUUGGCUCCCUUUUGAUGCUGGAUUCACUCAAUCUAUCCCACAACAUGAUCUCUGGUGAAAUCCCUGAUGCAUUGCAGUCACUGAGGCCAACCUAUGUUGAUUUCUCUCACAACAAUUUGUCUGGACCAAUCCCCCCACAGCUCCUGAUGAUUGCCGGAGAUGAUGCAUUCUCUGAAAACUCUGACCUAUGUGUCACUGACACUUCAGAAGGGUGGAGGCAAUCUGGCACCAGUUUACGCCCUUGCCAAUGGAUUGACAACCACCAUAGCUUCUCACGGAGGCAGCUUUUUGCUGUGCUGAUCAUGGUGACCUCUUUGGUUGUUCUCUUAUCUGGAUUGGCAUGCCUGAGGUAUGAAAAUAACAGGCUUGAGGAUUUCAACAGAAAGCAAGACACCGAGAGUGGUGAUAACAGUGACUCAAAGUGGAUUGUCGAGUCCUUCCAUGUGCGAGGGCUCAAUCCAUCAGCUGCUUUGCCGGUACCCGUUGUUACAUAGCUCGCUAGCUUCCAUAUUCUCUAAAGGCGAGAGAAAAGAGUGACAUGAGCUCUAGUGUUGCGCCGUCAGAGUUUCUUAGUGGACGUAGCCGGACAGACUACCAGUUUGAAGGUGAACUGGAAACUGUGUCCGGGGUUUGAUCACAUAACUUCAGCGGCUUGAUCUAAAAGCCGGCAGCUAUGCAUCAGAAGA
Molecule: messenger RNA, 2565 nt
Organism: Triticum aestivum (bread wheat)
Lineage: Eukaryota; Viridiplantae; Streptophyta; Magnoliopsida; Poales; Poaceae
Product: receptor protein-tyrosine kinase CEPR2
Exons: 4
Coding region: 322-2373 (683 amino acids)
Molecular function (GO): protein binding
Source: RefSeq, a predicted model, not a curated record